CGUGUGCGUCAUUCUUUUUUCCGAACUCUAUUUCGGAAGCAUCACUGUUCUGAUUAUCCUGACAUUUUCAUCAAAUGGAUUUUUGAUUUUAUCCCAUUCAGAAGGUUUAGAGUUGCACCAUGUCUGUGACAAUAAGAUCAAAACAGAAACUAUAGAAUUCUUUUUUUAUGACCAGAAUUCAAUCUACACCCACACAAAUAUAAAUGUACACAAUAAGUUCGAUCUCCCACAGUGGGGAAAUAGCUGACAGUGUGUUGUAGUGGGUUGGAGAAAAAGCAUGCAGCUCUGUUUUUUUUUCACUUUAUUUGCAGGUUGUGGUGUUUCUACAGCAGUGUGUAUUCUAUUGGUCAUGCUGCAUAAUAGUGAGGUCGUGCAUUGUAAUGCAGCUCACUGGGGGACUUUGUCUUUGUUAACAGCAUGGAAUGUCCCAGUUGGACAACAGUAGCAGGACAGCUGGUCACUGCUCAUCUCCUUUGCACUGGAACAGUCCGUCCAGCUCUUUGAGAAACACUUCAAACCGUGCAGUCUGGAUGCACCAGAGGAGACCAGGGAAAGGAUGGUGGAAGACAGACCAGACUAGCUGGUUGGAGUUGCAUCAGAUGCUUGUCUGUGUUGACUUGAAGGACUGAAAGCACGACCAUGAGCUCCCUUGUCAGCACACAUGUGUCGAGAACAGUUGGAGGUGAUGAAAAUGAGGAUGUUGGUCGAGAGAACAGCAACAGUAAUAUGGAGUGUGAGACUUGGGAGAUGAGUGGAGCUCCAGCCGGAGAAGGGAGGUCCAGCAGGGUGGAGCGGCUCGUGAGACCGCCACUGCCAGGGAGGAAAGCACUUAAGAAAACUGGCAGCAAGGAUGCAAAAGAUAGAAAGAGAGGCUGUGGGAAAGAAGGGCAAAGACAAAGAAUGCAAUGUGCAGAAGACAAAGGUGGGCGCAGCCACAGAAAUCAUCCAAAAAGAGCUGACACAGAGGAAUGUGGAGCCUGGGACAGAGAAGGGAGAUAUGGUCUAGAACACCUGUCAAGCAGUAAUUCUGACUCUCAGUUAAACAUCAAGGAGAAUGCAAGAAAAGUGAACAACUUGGCCGGCUGCUCCCAGACCAGCACUGCUUGUAUGAACCCAACAACUCUUCAGCCAGGUAGGAGGUCUGCAUCUCCUGACUUCCCCCCUCAUAGAUCUUCAGCUCUGUCACUCCAGGAACUACCCAGGACAUCUGCUGGAGAACUACAUCACCAUCCACCCAGUCCAUCCACAGAGUCAGAUCCAUUCUGGAUGGAAGUGAGAAAUGGAUCAGGGUGGUUCUCACAGAACCAUCACACUCAAACAUAUGUCUCUGAUCUUCCAAACUCAGAGGCAGGUGAGGAAGAGCAGCAGGAGGAAGAGGAACAAGAAGGAGGUGAGAAUGGUAGCAGAGGUGUGGUGGAGGAGAUGCUGAGCCAAACCCUGAACCAUACAGUGGUGCUGCCUCUCACAUGUUUUGGAGAGAGGACGAUGAGUAAACAAGAAAAAAACAGACUGAAGUGUUUGAGAAGACGACAGAGGAGAAAAGAGAGGUGGAGACAAAACCAGCAUCAGGAGAGCACACAGAGCUCAACAGAGAACCCAUCCAGCAGCAGUGAGAGUGACGAUGAUGUAAGUACUGCUGAUAGAGACGGGUACAUCUGUGCGGUGUGUUUGGACAUAUACUUCAGCCCUUACAUGUGCCAACCUUGUAAUCAUGUUUUCUGUGAGCCCUGUCUGAGGACCCUGGCUAAAAACAAUCCCACCAAUACCCCUUGCCCCCUCUGCAGAACAACCAUCACACAUGUGUUCUUCCAGAAGGAUCUAAACCAAACAACAAGGACAUUCUUCCCAAAGGAAUACCUGUCUCGGAAACAGAACUUCCAGAAAGCAAGUUGUGCAAAGUGGCCUCUGCCAAGCUGCAGAAAACUAUUCCGCAUUUUUGGAGGCUUCUCGCGGCAGCCGAAUCCCAUCGCCAGGCACCAGUUCCCCCACAGAGCCGGGCACCAUCUGGAUGCUUUGGACUAUGACGAUGACACGCGGGGCUGGCGUUUUGACAUGGACACGGCCAUCAUCUACAUCUACUCAGUCAACUGGGUCAUCGGCUUCCUUAUAUUCUGCAUCCUCUGCUACCUCCUCUUCCCUUCAUUUUGAUGGCUGAGACUGCGUUGGAAAUAUUCUGACAGAAGUAUUGAAGCAAACUCUUUUCUGAAGAUAAAGUAAGAAGUAAAAGAUAAAGCAGAGGAUGUAGGUAUACAUACAGUGAGGAAGGAUAAAAACUUGAAUGACAAGCUAGCAGGUUAGCCGGGUUAUAGUGAAGGGAGAGUGUGCAAGCCUGUUGUCUUUAUAAAAU
Messenger RNA from Thalassophryne amazonica, 2347 nucleotides. RefSeq names its product E3 ubiquitin-protein ligase RNF180. Lineage: Eukaryota; Metazoa; Chordata; Actinopteri; Batrachoidiformes; Batrachoididae. Bases 640 to 2148 code for a protein of 502 amino acids. Gene Ontology annotation, molecular function: ubiquitin protein ligase activity; ubiquitin conjugating enzyme binding. The transcript has 4 exons. Gene Ontology annotation, biological process: serotonin metabolic process; protein polyubiquitination; norepinephrine metabolic process. The record is from RefSeq and is a predicted model, not a curated record. Gene Ontology annotation, cellular component: endoplasmic reticulum membrane.